Paralichthys olivaceus (Japanese flounder) is the source of this 6242-nucleotide messenger RNA. NCBI's taxonomy places the organism in Eukaryota, Metazoa, Chordata, Actinopteri, Pleuronectiformes, Paralichthyidae. The record is from RefSeq and is a predicted model, not a curated record.
ACCCGGUGGACGUGUUGCGGGCUCUGCAGGUUCCCUCGCUCCCUGAGGGCGUGAAGAAAGUCCCCGGCUUCUGCACAUCCCGUCGCUCCGGCAGCCCCGACCAUGCUUACCGCAUCACCAAGAAGGCCCAGAUCUCUGCCCCCACCAAGCAGCUCUUCUCAGGUCGUUUCCCGGAGAACUUCUCCAUCAUGGCUCUGGUUAAGGCCCAGUCUGGUCUCCAGGCCUUCCUCCUCUCCAUCUACAGCGAGCAGGGCAUCCAGCAGCUCGGCAUCGAACUGGGACGCUCGCCUGUUUUCCUGUAUGAGGACCAGAACGGCAAACCGGCCCCCGAGGACUACCCACUGUUCAGAGGCGUCAACCUGGCUGAUGGCAAGUGGCAUCGCAUCGCUAUCUCUGUUUCCAAGAAAAACGUGACUCUGCUGCUGGACUGCAAGAAGAAGAUGACCCGCGCUCUGCCCCGAGGCAACAACGCAGAGGUGGACACCAACGGCAUCACAGUGUUUGGAGCCCGUCUGCUGGAUGAGGAGGUUUUCCAGGGAGACAUCCAGCAACUGCUGAUCGCCUCCAACCCCCAGGCUGCCUACGACUUCUGUGAGCACUACAGCCCUGACUGUGACUCCCCUCUGCCCAAGACCCAGGCUCAGGACCCCAACACAUACAAGAAGGCGCUCAAUGGAAAAGCAGCCCCCACUAAAACCGCCCCUGUCAAAGCCAAACCCACCCCGAAGACGGCCAAGACUGGAUCAUUCAAGCUUGUGGUUAAACCACCUAUGCCCACUAAAGCUUCCAAGUCCGCCACAGCCAAAUCAACCAAAGCAAAGCCCACUGCAGUAGAGAUCCUCUUGUCUAAGAUCAAACCAACCGCAGCAGCUAAAUCUAAGCCCACGGCCGCCCCGGCUAAGAACGGUAAAGCAGCUGCUGAGAAGAAGGCCAGUGGUGCAGCCAAAGCCAAUGGCAAUGGAAAACCAGCUGUAGCAAAGGCUAAUGGCAAUGGCAAAGCUGUAGCCGCCGAAGCUAAACCUACAGCUCAGGCCAAGGUGAAUGGCAACGGAAAUGGCAAGGUUGUAACAGAGAAGAAAACCAAUGGUAAUGGAAAAUCAUCUGCAGAAAAGAAAGUCAAUGGAAAUGGAAAGGUUACUGUUGUGUCCAAGGUUAACGGCAAAGCUACGGCAGAGAAAAAAGCCAAUGGAAAUGGCAAAACUACCAUUGAAGUUAAAGAGGUUAAAGUCCAAGUUAAUGGCAAAGCUGAGAACAAAGUCAAUGGUGAGGCGAAGGCUAACGGCAACGGAAAAGUUAUCACUGUGGUAGAAAAGAAGGUCGUGAGUAACGGUGCUGCAAACCAGGCAAAAACUGAAACCACUACAAAGGCAAAGACUGAGAAAGUUGUUAAAGUAGAAAAAAUAGAGAAGACUGUGGUCAGUGCAGCUAAAUCAGCCGCUAAAGUCGAAGCCGCCAAAGCACCGAAACCCACAAAAGCAUCAAAACCUGAACCUACAAAAGCAGCAAAGGUUGUGGCGACCAAAGCUCAAGCAGCAAAGACCCAAGUGAAUGCCGAGGUCAAGGAGGUCACCAAAGUUAAAACUGUGGUCACCAAGGUCCCUCUGGUCAAAUCAACCGCUAGCACGAGCAAAGUGGUGAAGAAUGUGGUGGAAAAGGUUUCCAUCUCAAAGAAGGUGGCCAUGACACCCACCCCGGUCCGGCCCACUCCCCCCAGGCCCGCGAAAUCCAAGGUGGUGUUGGACAUCAAUGUCAAAUCCCAGCACAAACCCUUCCCACCCUUUGGCAAGACAGCGCUGAGUGGAACCGUCGUCCCAGCGAAGAAAAUUACCAACGGUUAUCAACAGGAUGUAGACACUGAAUAUUCCGAGGCUGGCCACACCGCUACAGAGACUGAUUAUUACUAUGAGGAGAUGGUCCCACAGCCAGAGGGUGAGGUGACUGGACAUGAAGAGAUCCCUGUGCAGCCCCAGGUGGAGUCGACGUUGGUGGGAGAGGAGGUGGAAGCCACCAAGGCAGGCGGUGCGGGCGAAGACGUCUUCACUGAGGAGUAUGUGACUGGGGACGUGGGCCUUAAGGAAUACGACUAUUCCUACAGGGACUACAAUGAGCCGUUAGCGGAGACUGAAGAAGUCGAUGCCAACAUGGGCCCCGCCCUGUCCGCUGUGACAGACGAGGGAGGCGCCGCUGUCAGAGGCCAUAAAGGAGAGAAAGGAGAACCCGCUGUCUUGGAGCCUGGUAUGCUGAUUGAAGGACCUCCAGGACCUGAGGGACCUGCUGGUCCGACCGGCCCCCCCGGCUCCUCUGGACCCCCCGGCUCUGUUGGCGACCCUGGCGAGAGGGGCGUUCCUGGUAGAGCUGGUCUGCCUGGAGCUGACGGAGUCCCAGGACCUCCUGGAACCUCUGUCAUGUUGCCUUUCCGUUUUGGUCAGAGCGGAGGAGAUAAGGGUCCCGUUGUUUCUGCACAGGAGGCUCAGGCAGCGGCCAUCUUGUCUCAGGCCAGGAUGGCUCUGAAAGGACCAUCUGGACCAAUGGGAUUCACUGGACGCCCCGGACCCCUGGGGAAUCCUGGGAGUCCUGGCCUGAAGGGAGAGAGUGGAGACCCUGGUCCUCAGGGCCCCAGGGGACCACAUGGUUUGAUGGGACCUCCAGGCAAACCAGGAAGAAGAGGUCGGGCCGGAGCUGAUGGUGCCAGAGGAAUGCCCGGAGAGCUUGGUUCUAAGGGUGACCGUGGCUUCGAUGGUCUUCCUGGUUUGCCCGGUGACAAAGGACACAGGGGUGACACAGGAUCCAUGGGACCCGCAGGAUCUCAAGGGGAGGACGGAGAGAGGGGAGACGACGGAGAAGUCGGACCCAGGGGUCUCCCAGGUGAACCAGGACCUCGUGGUUUGCUCGGACCCAAAGGUCCUCCUGGAAUCUCUGGGCCUCCUGGUGUGCGAGGAAACGACGGGCCCCAUGGCCCCAAAGGAAACUUGGGUCCCCAAGGAGAACCAGGACCUCCAGGUCAGCAGGGAACCCCAGGAACUCAGGGAAUGCCAGGACCUCAGGGAGCCCUCGGACCUCCAGGAGAGAAAGGUCCCACAGGAAAACCAGGUCUCCCAGGAAUGCCCGGUGCUGACGGACCUCCUGGUCACCCCGGGAAGGAGGGGCCUGCUGGCACCAAAGGAAACCACGGUCCCAACGGUCCUCAGGGUGCUAUCGGCUAUCCUGGCCCUCGUGGCAUCAAGGGAGGUCAGGGAAUCCGUGGGCUGAAGGGACACAAGGGAGAGAAGGGAGAAGAUGGUUUCCCUGGAGUUAAAGGAGAUUUUGGCACCAAGGGAGAGAGGGGAGAGCUCGGAGUACCAGGACCCAGAGGAGAGGACGGUCCAGAGGGGCCGAAGGGUCGCGUCGGACCCCCCGGUGAGCUCGGACCACUCGGACUUGUUGGAGAGAAGGGUAAACUUGGUGUACCUGGACUCCCUGGAUAUCCUGGAAGACAAGGACCUAAGGGAUCCCUCGGAUUCCCAGGUUUCCCUGGUUCAAACGGAGAGAAGGGAACGAGGGGUCUCUCUGGCAAAGCAGGACCAAGAGGACAAAGAGGACCAACGGGCCCCAGAGGACAGAGAGGACCGAGGGGCGCCACCGGGAAACCAGGAGCAAAGGGAACUUCAGGAAGCGAUGGCCCAUCUGGUCCUCUUGGAGAGAGGGGAUUGCCCGGGCCUCAGGGAGCCAACGGUUUCCCCGGACCAAAGGGCCCUCCUGGACCACCAGGAAAGGAUGGGCUGCCUGGACACCCCGGGCAGAGGGGAGAAGUUGGUUUCCAAGGUAAGAUGGGUCCACCUGGGCCUCCUGGAGUCGUUGGACCUCAGGGUCCAUCAGGAGAGACCGGUCCCAUGGGCGAGCGCGGCCACCCCGGACCCCCAGGUCCACCUGGAGAGCAGGGACUUUCUGGUCCCUCAGGAAAGGAGGGCACCAAGGGAGACCCUGGACCCCCAGGAGGCCCCGGAAAAGAUGGGCCCUCAGGACUGAGAGGCUUCCCCGGCGAGAGAGGACUGCCGGGAACCCCUGGAGGUGGAGGACUGAAGGGAAGUGAGGGACCUGCUGGACCACCUGGACCUGCUGGGUCUCCUGGUGAGAGGGGACAAGCUGGUACUGCUGGACCUGUUGGACCUCCUGGCAGACCGGGCCCUCAGGGGCCACCUGGACCCGCCGGAGAGAAGGGAGUUCCUGGUGAGAAAGGACCUAUUGGACCGGCAGGUCGUGACGGAGUGCAGGGUCCCGUGGGUCUGCCUGGCCCCGCCGGAACACCUGGAGUACCCGGAGAGGACGGAGACAAGGGUGAGGUCGGAGAGCAUGGUCAGAAGGGCGCCAAGGGAGGAAAGGGAGAACACGGUCCUCCUGGUCCACCUGGGCCGAUGGGUCCCGUCGGUCAGCCUGGUCCUGCCGGAGCUGAUGGAGAGCUGGGACCCAGGGGCCAGCAGGGGCCUUUUGGAGCCAAAGGUGACGAAGGAUCCAGAGGAUUCCCAGGAGCCCCAGGACCCAUCGGACUGCAGGGAUUGCCGGGACCUCCAGGUGAAAAGGGAGAGACAGGUGACGUCGGACCUCUGGGUCCUCCAGGCCCUCCAGGACCCCGCGGCCCUGCCGGACCCAGCGGAGCUGAUGGUCCUCAAGGUCCUCCUGGUGGUUUGGGUAACCCUGGACCGAUUGGAGAGAAGGGAGAGGCCGGUGAGGCUGGACCACCUGGAAUUGUCGGAGAACCUGGAAAGAAGGGUCCUCGUGGAGAGCGCGGAGAGAAGGGAGAGUCCGGACAACCUGGAACUGCUGGACCUGCUGGAGGACGAGGACGACCCGGAGACGACGGACCCAAAGGAAACCCUGGUCCUGUUGGUUUCCCUGGUGACCCCGGUCCCCCUGGUGAGGUUGGACCCAGAGGUCAAGAUGGCGCCAAGGGAGAGAGAGGAGAAGAUGGCGAAGCUGGAGAAUCUGGCUCCCCUGGACCUCCUGGUGAGAACGGACCUCCCGGCCCCACAGGAAAGAGGGGUCCUGCUGGAACGAGAGGACCAGAGGGACGACAGGGAGAGAAGGGAACCAAGGGAGACUCAGGUGCUGUUGGCCCACCAGGAAAAACCGGCCCCGUUGGCCCCCAGGGGCAACCAGGAAAACCAGGAACAGAAGGUCUCCGAGGACUCCCAGGAUCUGUGGGUGAACAAGGAUCUCCGGGACUUGCUGGACAGAAAGGUCCACCUGGACCCCUGGGACCACCUGGUUUGCCGGGUCUGCGUGGAGACCCCGGUGCCAAGGGAGAGAAGGGACACCCAGGUCUUAUCGGCCUCAUCGGACCCCCAGGCGAGCAGGGAGAGAAGGGAGACCGAGGUCAGUCCGGGCCUCAGGGAACCUCCGGAACCAAAGGAGAGACCGGAAUGGCUGGAGGCUCCGGACCCAUCGGACCUGCUGGUCCUCCUGGUCUGCCUGGUCCUCAAGGUAUCAAAGGAGCUAAGGGUUCUUCUGGAGGAGCUGGUCCAAAGGGAGAAAAGGGUGUGCAGGGACCUCCUGGACCUCCUGGCCCACCAGGUGAGGUCAUUCAGCCUCUGCCCAUCCAGAGGAGUCCCAAGUCCAAGCGCUCCAUCGACGCCAGCCAGCUGCUCCCCGAGUCCGACCCCGACAUGCCUGCGUCUGACGCGGCUGGCACCGAGUUCCUGAUCGGCAGUGAAGGCAUGGAGGAGAUCUUCGGCUCGCUCAACUCACUUCGCCAGGAGAUCGAGACCAUGCGUUUCCCUCUGGGCACCCAGGACAGCCCCGCCCGCACCUGCCAGGACCUGCACCUCAGCCAGCCGGACCUCAAAGACGGAGAAUACUGGAUCGACCCCAACCAGGGCUGCUCCAGAGACUCCUUCAAGGUCUUCUGUAAUUUCACCAACGGAGCAGAGACGUGUCUGUAUCCCAGCAAGAGCCUCAACACGGUGAAGAUGAGCUCCUGGGACAAAGAGACUCCAGGAUCCUGGUACAGUCAGUUCUCCACUGGCACUAAGUUCUCAUACGUGGACUCUAAUGGCCAAAGGGUGGGUGUGGUCCAGCUGGGCUUCCUGCGUCUCCUGAGCGUCCAGGCCCACCAGAACGUCACCUACCACUGCCACCGCUCCGUGGCCUGGGCCGACCAGAGCGCCAAGAACAACUACGACCGGGCGCUGCACCUGAAGGGCGCCAACGAGGAGGAGCUGAGCUACGAGACCAACCCUUACAUCAAAGCCUUGGUCGACGGCUGUUCU